Molecule: messenger RNA, 600 nt
Organism: Cladocopium goreaui
Lineage: Eukaryota; Dinophyceae; Suessiales; Symbiodiniaceae
Source: the annotation of a GenBank genome assembly
GACCAGUCUUCGGCCGUUUUGCCGCAGAUCCGUGGCAAGGAUUUGCUGGCGAAGCGAUAUUCUUCGAGCGACACUAUGUCUGAGCCCUGGACAUCCUCAGACCACCCAAUGGCGAUGCUCCUUCUCGAUCUUCUGGACGACGGCAUGGAGGUCUUCUUCGACCGAUUCAUCAGAGUCCUCCUGAGCUUCGUCAUCAGCCAGCAGCAGCGUCAUGAAAGACCAAAAGGCGUCACUGGCGCAGCCUGCUUCGAAACAGCCUGCAGCUUCAGUGCAUCCAGGUCCUCCAUUGCACAGUCUGGCACUACGUGCUGUGGCUCAAUGGCGGUGUCCUCAAGGACUGUCCUGCAAAGCCGGUUCAUGCCGAAUGCGUUUGCACUUUCGCUGCUCAAUCCAAGGAGCAUCAUCAACGAUGCUGACUCCAUGGCCAUGGCGAGAGGUCUCGAUCUUCAAGCUUGGCCAGCAUACCUCAGCACGAGAGGAUCCAAUGGCUGCUGCGGCAAAGCGGGCAUAGCUGAUGCAGGAAUUGCCAUCAAAUUUCAGCCAGUGCGACAUCAACAUAGAGGACGCAGUGCCAUCCCAUUGCACAAGAUGAAGCAGUGA